AUGAAAGCCCCUGCACCUUGGGACGGCGUCCCCAGCCAGGACCAGCUGUUUGUGCUAGUUACUGGGGCUAACAGUGGCAUUGGUCUCGGUAUCGCGCAGCAGCUCGUGGACGUCUUUCUGACGCAGCGCUCUCCCUCUGCCCACCUCGUGCUCGUCGUCACCACCCGGUCGCAAGCCAAGUCGCGGGCGACUCUCGAAGCCGUUCGCGGCCACCUGCGCGGCCGAGGUGGUGGCAGCAGCGCAGCAGCGCGCAUCCACCUGGUCGGCGUCGAGUUGGACCUGUGCCGGCUGCCGACCGUCUAUGCGGCGGCCGAGCAGCUCAUCCACGGCGGUGUGGACGUGUUUACGGCUCACAACAGCGGCAGCCUUGCGAACGAGACGCCCACACGAGCAUGUCUCCCGCGACUCGACGUGGCCAUCUUUAACGCCGGCAUCGGCGGCUGGACCGGCUUCAGCAUCGGCGGCAUGAUGGUGCAGCUCGCCACGGCCGGACUGUUGCAGUCGCUGACGUUUCCGUCCUACAAGCUGGCACUAGCCGGACAGCUGGUCGACCCGCUGACGGGGAAGCGUGCCAAUGGAGAGAGCAGCGACAGCCUCCUCGGCGAGGUCUUUUGCGCCAACGUGUUCGGCCAUUACCUGCUGGCCCACGCACUGCUUCCGCUGCUGCGCCGGCCAUCCGGCACCGACGACGGCCUGCCGGCUGCCCGAAUCGUCUGGGAGAGCAGCGUGGAGGCGUACUGUUGGGACGCCCUGGCCGUCGAGGACUUGCAGGGCGUGCGCACUACGGCCGCCUACGAGAGCUCCAAGCGGCUGACGGACGUGCUGGCGCUGACGAGCGGUCUGCCUGGUGUGAGGCGGCUGUCCGGACAGUUUCUGGGCGAGGGCGAGAAGGAGAAUGAGAAUGAGAUCGAAACCAACUCCACCUCCAACAACCUCCCAAGACAGUACGUCACCCACCCCGGCGUCGUCUGCUCGUCGCUCUUCCCGCUGCCCCAGCUGCUCUUCUACCUCUACUACAUCGCCAUGUACAUCGCCCGCUGGGCCGGCUCGCCCUGGCACCCCGUCACGGCCUACAAUGGCGCCACCGCUGCCGUGUGGGUGGCCCUACAGCCGGCUGACGCCCUGGAGGCAGCCCAGGCCGACAAGGUCAAGUGGGGUGCCUGCGUCACCCGCAGCGGACGUGCCGUCGUCAAGAGGACCGAGGUCGAGGGCUGGGGCUGGCAGGGCGACGUGGACAGCAGCGAUAGCCGCGAUAAAGGCGACAACAGCACCAUCAUCGGAUAUCUGCGCAACUCCGUCGGUCGUCGCGCCGGUGCCACCACUCUGACGGCUGAGCGACGCCAGGACUUUGAGGCGCUCGGCCGGACGUGUUGGCAGGAGAUGGAACGGUUGCGGCGAGUCUGGGAGGAUAAGCUGGCAUGCAGCAGACAGAAAGGCCACUGA
Grosmannia clavigera kw1407 is the source of this 1443-nucleotide messenger RNA. Its product is annotated as 3-ketosteroid reductase. Gene Ontology annotation, biological process: ergosterol biosynthetic process. Bases 1 to 1443 code for a protein of 480 amino acids. Gene Ontology annotation, cellular component: mitochondrial outer membrane; lipid droplet; endoplasmic reticulum membrane. The record is from RefSeq and is a predicted model, not a curated record. The transcript is spliced from 2 exons. Gene Ontology annotation, molecular function: 3-beta-hydroxysteroid 3-dehydrogenase (NADP+) activity. NCBI's taxonomy places the organism in Eukaryota, Fungi, Ascomycota, Sordariomycetes, Ophiostomatales, Ophiostomataceae.